CAGGCUGUGCGCGAGAGAGAUUCGGGGUGAGAGCGGAGAACGGGAGGAUUUAAAUACCUCUAAGCGGGCGACCUGCUCAGCCCUUCGGGUGUGGGAGGGUGACUGUUUUGUGUCUUUUCUAGACCGGGGGAGCAGGGGGUGGAGGAGGAGGAACGGAUAAUGAGCUAUUCUUGUACCAGCACAGGCAACAGCCAGGACCCAUCGAGCUCUAAGAAGUCUGGCGGCGUUAAUCCCGGUAGUUGCAGCAGCAGCAGCGGAGACAACCGCCACAGCAUCCGCGGCAGACAAGCGAACUCCAACCCUGAUUUAACCGAGGCGAUGAAAGUCAAGAAGGGCUGCAACACGACAGACGUCGGAGUCCCCGUAACCAGAGAAGAGGAAUUGCUCGGGAACAAAACGAUCACCCCGGAGGAUGUGCUGGGGUUGCAGAAGAUCACUGAAAAUUAUCUCUGUAGUCCAGAAGACAAUUUGUACAAUAUUGACUUCACACGCUUCAAGAUCAGGGAUAUGGAGACAGCAACCAUACUAUUUGAGAUCACCAAACCACCGGCCACAGAUAAAGGAGGGGAUAAAAGAGAUGUUGAUCCAAACGCUGGGCGGUUUGUACGUUAUCAGUUUACGCCGGCUUUCUUACGGCUACGUCAAGUAGGAGCCACUGUUGAGUUCACAGUAGGGGACACCCCCAUCAAUAACUUCCGGAUGAUCGAGAGGCACUAUUUCCGUGAGCAGCUGCUGAAGAGCUUCGACUUUGAGUUCGGCUUCUGCAUCCCCAGCAGUAAGAACACCUGUGAGCACAUCUACGAGUUCCCGCCGCUCUCAGAGGAUCUCAUACGUGAGAUGAUCCUCCAUCCCUACGAGACGCAGUCCGACAGCUUCUACUUUGUGGACAACAAGCUGGUCAUGCACAACAAAGCAGAUUACUCGUACAGCGGAGGCCCGUAAGACGGCGGUGGGACGGGACUGCGGCAGAGAGUUUGACUGACAGACCUAAGAACCAAUCACAUGUCUUUGUCCAGCAGACUGUCACGCCCUCCUCGAAUCAGUGUCAUAGACGACUACCUGCAGUGCGCCAUGCCUGUUGUUGAGAUCUAAAGUGUCGUAUCAUAAGGUCUUGUUCAAUGCAUACAUAUCCUGUUGUGAUUUCACACUGCCAUUGUUCACAUCAGCAAAUAUAGAUAUUAUAUUUUGUAACUUACCCCAAACAUGAGUAUAUUCACUCUAGUCCCAUAUUUUUUAUGGGCAAGGCACUGUAAUGUGAAUGGUACUUAGGUUUUACUAUUCAUUGUGUGUGUGUGCGCGUGUAUGAGUGGGGGUUUUGAUUCUGUGUGUGUGUGAGUGAGUGGGGGCCGUCCUCACAGUUUAACACAAAUAAGACUAUAUAUUGUUGAUGUUGAGUAUUACUUUCCCUGUCAGAAUAAGCUACAUCAGAAUUUCAUACCUGUGAACUUUUCAUCCUAAAUAGAAUAUAAUGAUUUUAUGGUGAGACCUCGAUUUAAUUGAUAGAUUUGUGUUUAAUUAGAUAUAUUUUGAUACGUGAACAAACUUAAUUUUGAGAUGUUGAUUAUUUGCGUGGGUAAAAACAAAAAUCAAGCAAAAAAUGAAGUCAAAUCAAUCCAAGAGGAGUUUAUGGUGCGCAACCGUCAUGAAUAUGCAGAUACUAGGAACUUUUUGCAUCCAAAGGUCUGCGUAAAAGCACAUAAUUCAUGCUGCGAACAGAGGUUGUGUAGAUAAAACGACGUUUGUGCAAAAAACAAAACAAAAAAAAAAACGUCUGCCGAAAAGGGAACACGGCACACGCUGCAAGCCUUGACAUUUCAAACGUCUGUGGUUCGUGUGGUUUCUUUUUGUCUCUGUAAAAAAACAAAAGGAAUGAAAUAUCCGUCUUAAGAGGAGUAGUUCAGAGAGAUCAUGAGUCUCUUCUCAUCUCUCCAUCACACAUUCCAGUGAGCCAGAGCCCUCUCAGCUGUUAGUGCACAUAGCAGAGGUUAGGUUUAUGUCUUAUUCAUAGUGCAGAAAGUGCAUUUAGGAGGAUGAUUUAAAGAAACUGUUUAGUUUAUGAAUAAGGGGGAGGCUUUCAAGGAAUUGUAAGUGUGUAAAAUGGAGGAAUAACUUGAAAAUGUUUCUAGUCAGACAUGUAACAGCUUUAUUUAUAAUUGUGAUUUAUUGUAAAUGAUUUUCAGAGGGGAAAAUAUGAAAUGUUUUGGACCGUUCAAAUGCCUGUGUGGAAUAAAAGAGAAAUAAAUGUA
This is a messenger RNA of Pimephales promelas (fathead minnow), 2246 nucleotides long. It is a transcript of the gene unc119a2, whose product is annotated as unc-119 lipid binding chaperone a2. Gene Ontology annotation, molecular function: lipid binding. The record is from RefSeq and is a predicted model, not a curated record. Lineage: Eukaryota; Metazoa; Chordata; Actinopteri; Cypriniformes; Leuciscidae. Gene Ontology annotation, biological process: positive regulation of protein tyrosine kinase activity; lipoprotein transport; mitotic cytokinesis. Gene Ontology annotation, cellular component: spindle pole; centrosome; spindle midzone.